AUGGAGAGCAAGUCGGCUAGUGUUUCUCCCGAGCUGGAGAUACCCACCAGCUAUGACGAGAAGAAGAGCAGCCAGGACUCUCCCAUGGAGCCUCAGAUGCUCGAAAAGGGUCAGACCGUGCACAUCGGUGAGGAUAGUGAGGACUUUGACAGCGACGUGGUGGUGAGCACCGCUCAGGAUCUGGUCACGCAUAUCAUCAAGGUCGAGGAUGAUCCGUCUCUGAACCCGUGGAGUUUCCGAAUGGUCUUCCUGGGAGCGGGCUUGUCCAUCUUCGGCGGUGUGCUUCAGGAGAUCUUCUACUUCAAGCCACAGACCAUCUACGUCUCGCAGGUCUUCUUGACCGUCAUUGCCUACGUUCUGGGUGAAGCCAUGGCCUAUUUCAUUCCCCGUCGGGGCUAUAUCGGUCGGCUGCUGAACCCCGGACCCUUCAACGCCAAAGAGCAUGCUGCCAUUUCCCUCAUGUCCUCCGCCGCUACUCAGUCCGCCCUGGCCACCGAGGCCUUGUCGGCUCAACAGCUCUUCUACGGGGGCUACCCGAACCACGCCGCCGCUGUCUUCAUCGUCCUCUCCUCCCAGCUGAUCGGCUUCGGUAUUGCGGGCCUGCUGCGCGAUGUCAUCGUCCGUCCCACCAAGAUGAUCUGGCCCAUGACCCUGCCCAUCACCAGUCUGCUAGAGUCAUUGCACAAGGAUAAGACCGAGGCCAAGGCGCGGAUGAAGAUCUUCUACAUCUUCUUCUUCAUCCUCUUCUUCUGGACCAUCAUUCCGGAGUACAUCUUCCCCAUCCUGGAAGGUUUCUCCAUCUUCUGCUUGGCCGACCAGCACAGCUUGGUCUUCACCAACCUGUUUGGCGGUGCUUCCGGAAACGAGGGCCUGGGAUUCUUGUCCCUGUCCUUUGAUUGGAACUACAUUGCCUCUCUGGGUUCGCCGCUGUGGUAUCCGCUGUAUGCCAUGACCAACAACUUCAUCGGAUACUUGUUUUGCAUCAUCCUUUUCAUGGCCAUCUACUACGGCAACAUCUGGCGCUCCCAGGACUUUCCCUUCCUGUCCCAGUUGCUCUACUACGGCGACUCCAACUCGACCUACUACCAUCAGUAUAACCAAACCCUGAUCCUCAAUUCUGAGUUCAUCGUGGAUCCCACAGCCCUCAAGGAGCAGGGCCUGCCUUGGCUGACCGGAACCUAUGUGGUGUACCUCAUCACCUCCAACAUGGGCCUGACUGCCACGAUUACUCACAUGCUACUGUGGGAUCUCGACGACAUCAAGGUCGGCUGGGCCUGGGCUGCCCCAAGCAAGCUCAAGAAAUUCCUGAAGCCGGAGACGUACAAGUUCUGGGCCAACCAGGAGACCCCCGAGGAGCGCCUGGCGCGCCGUGUCAACGACGACACGCUGGACCCUCACUACCGCCUGAUGCUUCGCAACCUCUACCAAGACACCCCGUUGUGGUGGUGGGGUGCCGUCCUGAUCGCCAGUUUUGCCGUCGGUCUGGGCUGUCUGUAUGCCAUGAAGUCCACGCUUCCCUGGUGGGGAUUCAUCGUCGGCAACAUCAUCACGCUCGUCUUCAUGCUCUUCUUCGGCGCCCAGUACGGGUUGACCGGCUUCCAGUUCAACGUCCAGCCCAUCUGUCAGAUGUUGGCGGGCUACAUGUUCCCAGGCAAGCCAUUGGCCAACCUCUACUUCACUUGCUUCACCUACAACUCCCUGCAGCAGGGCCAAGUCCUGGCCAAGGAUCUGCGACUCGCCCAGCAAGUGCAUCUAUCCCCACAAUGCACCUUUUUCGUCCAAGUCGUAGGCUGUAUCAUCGGUGCUCUAUUCAACUACGUGAUGAUGUUAAUCAUCGUCCGCAACCAAUCUGAAGUCCUCAUCUCCAUCGACGGUACCAACAUCUGGAGUGGAGCCAACGUCCAGAUAACCUGGAGUAUCGCCAACGACAUGUUCUCCAUCGGCGGUCGCUACCAAUGGGUGACCAUCUCCUACCUGGUCGGCUUCAUCGUCCCCGUCCCCUUCUGGCUCGCCAACCGCUUCUACCCCCACCCGAUCUUCUCCUACCUCAACACCUCCAUCAUCCUCUGGUACAUGGGCUGGUUGUUCGUCGGCAUCAACGCCUCUAUCCUGAGUUACUUCCUCCUCGGUUUCGCAGCCCAGUUCUGGCUCCGUCGCUACCAUCCCCAGAUGUUCAACAAAUAUAAUUAUAUCGUCUCGGCCGCCCUCGAUGGAGGCACUCAGAUUUGUGUCUUCAUUUUGACUUUUGCGGUCUUUGGUGGAAGUGGCACUGAGCAUCCGUUCCCAACCUGGGCCGGUAACCCCAACACCGAUAUCCACAAUCUGGAUUACUGCAAGGUGAACCCGGCUACUCUGUAA
Messenger RNA from Aspergillus sclerotioniger CBS 115572, 2358 nucleotides. Its product is annotated as OPT family oligopeptide transporter. Gene Ontology annotation, molecular function: oligopeptide transmembrane transporter activity. Gene Ontology annotation, biological process: transmembrane transport. Bases 1 to 2358 code for a protein of 785 amino acids. The transcript is spliced from 6 exons. Lineage: Eukaryota; Fungi; Ascomycota; Eurotiomycetes; Eurotiales; Aspergillaceae. The record is from RefSeq and is a predicted model, not a curated record.